This is a messenger RNA of Guillardia theta CCMP2712, 681 nucleotides long. RefSeq lists its product as hypothetical. The record is from RefSeq and is a predicted model, not a curated record. Gene Ontology annotation, biological process: protein refolding. Lineage: Eukaryota; Cryptophyceae; Pyrenomonadales; Geminigeraceae. Gene Ontology annotation, cellular component: cytoplasm. Bases 1 to 681 code for a protein of 226 amino acids. Gene Ontology annotation, molecular function: Hsp70 protein binding. The transcript has a single exon.
AUGAGCUUGGAAGACUGCUUCAAGGGUCGAGUCUCCAACUACUCGUACCAUAGGACCGAAGUGUGUCCCUCGUGCCGAGGCUCAGGAGCAAAGCACAGCAAGCGAUGCCCCCACUGCAACGGGAGGGGAGCUCAGGUGGUACAGACCCCCUUCGGUCUUGCUGAGAUGGAGUGCCCAGCCUGCGACGGGGCAGGCUUCGUCGUCACAGAGCACUGCAGCGUCUGCCAUGGACAUGGCAAGGUGUCUCGGAAGCACACCGUGCAGGUGAAGGUUGUUCCUGGGAUGAUGGAAGGCGAGAAAUUGGUCUUUUAUGGGGAGGGCAAUCAGAUGCCGCAAGCAGAUGCUGGGGAUCUUGUUCUCGUGCUGAAGGAGAAGAAGGACAAGACUUUCUGGCGCGAGGGAUAUGACUUGCAUGCCAAUAUUAGCCUGACUUUGCGGGAAGCGCUGCUGGGGUUCAGCAGGAAGAUGGAUCACUUGGACGGGAGCCAGGUCGUACUGAACAACAAGGAGAUUACAAAGAUGGGCGAGAAGAUGCGGUUUCCGGGUUAUGGAUUCAUGAAGGGAAAAUCAACGAAAGCCGAUCGUGGGGAUCUUGUUGUGCAUUUCGCGGUCAAGAUCCCACCAAAACUUUCGAAGCAACAGGAGGAGAAGCUCAGGAAAGUUUUUGAGGAGGAUGUGUAA